AGAAAAAAGUUAGCAACCAAACACCUAAUAAAGUUUGGGGAGUGAACUGGUCAGUGUUUUAAAAGGUUUUUGAACCCCAAUUCCCAAACCCAGAAAACAGCAAAUGUGAGCUCCACUCCAGCAAUAGAAUUCAUCUUCAAACACAACAACAACAGAUAACAAUCCAAAUUUUCCUAUUAUUUGUAGCCAAAGCCAAAACUCUGUGUCUAUAAAAGAUGGAUCCAGAGGCAGCACAAAAGGCCAGAGAGUCCCUGGAAUUGGCAUUCCAAAUGUCCAACAUUCUAGACACUGGUCUCGACCGCCACACCCUCUCUGUUCUCAUUGCUCUCUGUGACCUCGGUCUCAACCCUGAAUCACUCGCUGCCGUUGUCAAAGAACUCCCAACACACACACACACCCAACACAACCACAACCACAACCACAACAACACAGGAGUACUUGACUCUUAAGAAUUUUCCUCGACAAAUCUUACUUAAAGCAAGUAUAUACAUGAAGGCCCCCAUCUUUUGCGGCUAAUCAAGUCAUUGCUUUGGUAUCUUUUGUAAGUUUUAUUCUCUUAUUAGCUGUAAAGAUCCACUAAAGAGGUUGAUAUUUAUGUAAUAUUUUGAGAUAGCUCCAGUUUACCUUCUCUGUUUUUCACUCAUCUUCGUUGUCUAGCAAUCUCAAGCUCUGAUAUGACAUCAUGACUUGGCUUCAAUCUCAUGUUUGCUUAGUGUGAGGUGAUAUUAUGAUGUUGUAGAAGAAAAUCAUAUAUUUGACUUGAUCAAUUUUGGCUUCUCAA
Molecule: messenger RNA, 781 nt
Organism: Quercus robur (English oak)
Lineage: Eukaryota; Viridiplantae; Streptophyta; Magnoliopsida; Fagales; Fagaceae
Product: mitotic-spindle organizing protein 1A-like
Exons: 2
Coding region: 216-449 (77 amino acids)
Biological process (GO): mitotic spindle assembly; microtubule nucleation by interphase microtubule organizing center; gamma-tubulin complex localization
Cellular component (GO): centrosome; spindle; interphase microtubule organizing center
Source: RefSeq, a predicted model, not a curated record